Molecule: messenger RNA, 2109 nt
Organism: Ciona intestinalis (vase tunicate)
Lineage: Eukaryota; Metazoa; Chordata; Ascidiacea; Phlebobranchia; Cionidae
Source: RefSeq, a predicted model, not a curated record
UUUGCAGCAUUACUAAUAUAUUUUAAUUCCAUAUAGAUUUUGCGUUGUUUAAAUUCGGUUAAAAUUAACAAAGAUAAAUUGCUGUUGAAAAUAAUAGUUUGAACAAAAUGCCAUUCAUCGGACAAGAUUGGAGGGGACCUGGAUACAUUUGGAACAAAUCAGGAACCUCAACUUGGGAUAUUUGUGACAGAAAUAUUGGAGUCCAUCUUGAAUCAGUGCCCAGAAGUCAGGUAAAGAAAAUAAUAGAGGCUUUCCUCCGGCAGAUGCAAGAGAAAAAAUGCCAAACCUCUUACACAAAUUUAACUUCUGCUCCAGUUUCGAAAUGCAGUGUGAAAGAAAAUAUGACCUGGCUUCAAGUAAGCAGUACUGGGAGCAAAGAGUGCAGAGGAUAUACAACAUUUGGUGAAUUGAUCCGGAGAUUGGACCUCGCAGGAGCAGCUGCGCUUCCACACAGGUUCCCCUACAUCCUGAAGAUUGCAGAGCUUGUUGUUCGCCACAAGAUGUCAACGUUAAGCGGCAUGGCACAAUCGCACUUCUUUCUUCUGAUUGAAGCAUUACUGGAACAAGUACUUGAACGUGGAUGUGAGAUUCGACGAAUGAGAUCCAUCCUUAAUAGAUUGAUGUUCCUACUUCAACGUCAGUCUCGACGAACCUCAUUCAGUUCUAAACUAUCCUGGUUCCAAUGCAUUGAGACUGUGAGGAUAUGGCAGAGCAAGCUUAAAAGGAUUGAAGUUACUCGACGUUUUGAUAAUCGUGCUACUUUAACUGACCUGCCUCUUGAACUACAAUACGACAUCAUUGCUUUCUUAAAUGAAGCAGAAGAUGUGAAUGCUGCUUCCAAGGUUUGUCGGACUUUACACAUGAUAUGCGAACAGCCAAGUAUCUGGAAAAAUCUCUGCUACAAGAAUUUCACUCAGGAACAAGUGGAUUGGGCAAUUGCUUUUAUGAUUCGAAAGAUUAAGAGAAACCAGAAAGUUGAAGAAGGAAGCUCUUCUUUGGAUCAGGAUUAUUUUAACAUAAACAGUGCCUCUAAGUGGAUGGAAGUCCAUGCUCUGUUGCAUAAAGCUUACGUAUCUCGCGAAUUGAUUUAUGUGGAUCCACUAUUACAUUGCCAAAGAUGCUCCGUCUUAUUUUGGAAGGAUACCGGGCAUCCUUGUAUUGAAAGUGAUAACUCAAAUGUGAUUAUUGAUCAACUGAGUCCGCGGAAAUUCAUCUCGUUUUUCGAUGAUUAAAAUGAACUUAUUUCUUUCUUCUACAUUGGUUCUUCCUUCUUUUUUGUUGUGCCGCCUGCCCUGUCAUUUUUUUGUUAAAGUGUUGAAAACUCUAACCCACUCACACAAAAGGUCAAAUAUUUUGUUUUGCACAGCUUACUAUAACAUCAAAGUUUGUUUCUGAUAAUUCAUUUGGAUUUUACAACAAUUUGUUGCAUGGUAUAAUGCUGAUCAACUUUGAUUAUUCUCUGCACAGGCUUAAUAAUUGUCCUAUUAUUAAUAUUGUGAUUUUCAUGUUUGCGCUGCUGGUGCUAUAUAAUUUUCUUAUCUUUCAAACUUUUUAAUAACACUUACUGAUUUUUCUUUGGUAUAUGAAUAGAAAUUUGCAGUUGCAGGUUUGCACGUUGCAUUAACACACUUAACUUGUUUCUUUUAGCCAUUUCUGUUACAACUUGUUAUAGCACUGUGUAUAUUUGUAUAAACCCAUUUAUGUUAUUGCCUUUGUUGCCGCAUUAUGUUGAAAUGCACUGUUCUAUGAUGCUUCAUUUGACAAACACUGUAUUGCAAUACUUAUAUUGGUCAAACAAGCUACUUAAAGCAAAUCUAAAUUAAUAAAACAGUUUGUUCGCACACUUAAAAUUAUUCCCACACAUAUCAGAAGACACAUGUGACAUAUUUUUCUCCUACUUUUAUAGACUGAAUCUACACAUCAUUAUCCAAAACGGCCAUGACGUUUAUACUUUUUAUAAAUAUUUCUUUUCAUAAAUUUGUUGCAUUUUGCUUUAUACAUUUUAAUUGCCUAAACAGUCUGUUUAUUGUUCCAUUUGUUUGUUCAAAAUUUAUCUGUGUGGCAGUAACUGUGAAUGUGUAUAAUAAAACAUGCUGCUUUUCUCUGUUA